Messenger RNA from Penicillium canariense, 432 nucleotides. RefSeq lists its product as uncharacterized. The record is from RefSeq and is a predicted model, not a curated record. Bases 1 to 432 code for a protein of 143 amino acids. NCBI's taxonomy places the organism in Eukaryota, Fungi, Ascomycota, Eurotiomycetes, Eurotiales, Aspergillaceae. The transcript has a single exon.
AUGCGAAACUUGCUCCGAGUGCACAAGGAAGUCCGAGACGUGAAUGGAGAUUUCCACUCUCUCAGGACAGUCCUGCAGGAGACCGACAAUAAGUUCAAGUGGAACUUUCUCCUGUUCCCCAAUGACGGAGCCCUGUCACAUCUACCAUUGAUCGGCGAGCUCAUCAUCCCAGAGCGAUACCCGAAGGAUCCUCCUGUCCUCCACCUGUUUACUCGAACUUUCCGGGAGAAUGUCGAUGUCUUUCGUGCCCAUCGCAAUAAUGAUACUCGCAGUACAAUGUGCUUCGAUAUCUUGCGCGCCCAAUGGGAGGGAGGGACCUGGGAUCCCGAAUACACGAUCUCCUGUCUCUUUGCGAGCCUGAUGCAGGCCCUGGUGACACCCCGAGUUCCUCAAGACCACGGGCGUGAUAGGCCAGAGUUUGUCAGCAUGUGA